Molecule: messenger RNA, 894 nt
Organism: Sphenostylis stenocarpa
Lineage: Eukaryota; Viridiplantae; Streptophyta; Magnoliopsida; Fabales; Fabaceae
Source: the annotation of a GenBank genome assembly
AUGAAAUCCCUCCACGACGCCUUUCUCGCUCGGGAUCCUGGCCUCGUCAGACCCUCCCAGUGCCUAUUCUUGACUUCCACUGGCGUCAUAAGGAAUAAUCCUGCAGCUUUACUGGCUUUAUGUUGGUAUUGGGCCACAGGUGGUGUAGGAUCAAAAGAUAUGGUUAUCCUUCCGUAUAAGGACAGCUUGUUAUUAUUUAGUAGAUACUUGCAGCAGUUGGUCAUGGAAUCUCUUGGCAAGGAGUUUGACUUGGAUGGUAAUCGGGUUAACCAAGGAAUUACUGUCUACGGAAAUAAAGGAAGCACAGAUCAGCAUGCCUACAUUCAGCAACUGAGGGAAGGUGUACACAAUUUUUUUGUGACAUUCAUUGAGGUGCUACGUGAUAGACCACCUGGUCAUGAUUGGGAGCUUGAACCAGGUGUCACAUGCGGUGACUACCUGUUUGGUAUGCUACAGGGAACAAGGUCAGCCCUGUAUGCCAAUAACCGUGAAUCCCUCACAGUUACGGUGCAAGAAGUGAACCCCAGAUCAGUUGGCGCCCUAAUAGCUCUUUAUGAACGGGCAGUUGGAAUAUAUGCCUCGCUUGUUAACAUAAAUGCUUAUCACCAACCUGGUGUGGAAGCUGGUAAGAAAGCCGCAGGAGAAGUAUUAGCUCUUCAGAAGCGGGUAUUGGCGGUGCUAAAUGAAGCAAGCUGCAAGCAGCCUGUUGAACCAUUAACACUUGAAGAAGUAGCUGACCGUUGCCAUGCCCCAGAAGAUAUUGAAAUGAUUUACAAGAUCAUUGCUCAUAUGGCUGCCAACGACAGAGCAUUAAUUGCUGAAGGUAACUGUGGUUCUCCGCGGAGCAUUAAGGUUUUUCUUGGGGAGUGUAAUCUUGAUGAACUCUACCCUUGA